GAAAAAAUCAGUUUGAAGGGGAAGAAAAAAGUUUGAUGGGUGGAUCAGACGAGAACAAGCACGGAGUUAUCGGACCCAUGAAUCCACAAGGUGGUUUACGUGGAGGAAAGGUGAAUCCGGCGAAUGGGCAGACAUGAAGAGCACUCAGUAACAUAAACAAGAACAUCAUCGGAGCUCCGGUUUAUCCUUGUGCUGUCAACAAGCGACCGUUGUCUGAGAAGAAUGUGAUGUGUAACAGGAAGAUUCCACCACCUGUUCCAGUGCAUCGACCAAUCACUAGAAAGUUUGCUGCUCAAUUAGCUGAGAAUAAUCCCCAAACCAAGAAGGAGGUAGUGAUGACGAUGAGAACACAAGGAGGAGAUGAGGCUGUACUUCAUUUACUAAACCGUACCCGUGAGCUUUACAGGCGUAGAAUCCAAGAAACAGCUAGUGUGGAUCAGCUGGAUUCUAUAUUUGUAGAGUGUGCCAUUACAGAAGCACAGCCUCUUGGGCACGAGCCAACAUCAUCAACAGACCUAAAUGGCACCAGAGAAAGAGUUACAGCGGAUGCUCAUGGGAACUCUAUCCUGGAGAAAAGCGUACUGGUGUAGUAAUAUGUGAUACAAGGAUGCUAUUUUGUUUUGCCAUGACAUAUCGCUUCUGCUGUAAUGUGUUAGUUGAUGUUGUUGAUCUUUGAACGCAAUGGGAAAUGUAUAACGCUUGCAACUUUGUCUCAUGCCUCAGCAUCCUAUAGACUUGUAAUGUUUCUUA
Messenger RNA from Brassica oleracea var. oleracea, 750 nucleotides. RefSeq lists its product as uncharacterized. The record is from RefSeq and is a predicted model, not a curated record. Lineage: Eukaryota; Viridiplantae; Streptophyta; Magnoliopsida; Brassicales; Brassicaceae. The transcript is spliced from 6 exons. The coding region runs from base 228 to 590 and encodes 120 amino acids.